AUGACUGGCUCCGCUAAUGUCCAGACAGUCGUCUUUUUUGGAAUUAUUGCUGUCGUCCUACCCAUUGCCUUCCGCAUAGUGUCCUCACCUAUCGUUCUGUUGCUAUUGUCCCCGUUCUUCCUCUUCAUCCUAGCCAUCGCUUUCUUGGCGCUUCACAUCUAUUUUGGGCAUUAUAUUGACACGAAGAGUCAUAUCGCCCAUCCGAAACUCUUCAAUGCAGCGCGACCUUUUGCUUUCUCAACCCCGGCGGCAUGGCAGGCAGUCGUAACCCGUUCGCAAUGGUCCCAGAACACACCACAAUCUUUCCCACCUCUGUACCCAGAGUCUCCAUUAGUAUCAGAAGCGCUGAACGAUAUCAUUAUCAAGAUUGUCAAAGACUUUGUCAUGGCAUGGUACCAGGAGAUUUCGUCCUCGCCUGCUUUUCCUAUGGCUGUAUCUACGGUGAUACAUGAUUCAGCGGAGAAGAUGCUGGAUAGAGCGAGGAGAAUUGAUUUUUCAGCUCUGGUAGUCAAGCGCGUCCUCCCAGAAAUCACGACCCACAUCGAAUUAUUUCGACAGUCCGAGAUUGCUCUUCGCGGUGCGGGUCUAGAACGUCGUUUGACACAGUCGGAACAACUGGAUCUUCUUCUUGCGAGUAGAUACGCGGCUAGCAUGGAUUCAGGAAAACUGCACAAUGCUGUGGACAACCUAUCAACCACCUUCACUAAGCAGACGGAAGAAAUGCAUCUUCGACAUUUAGUCGAUAGAGUGCUUCCUCAUAUUCUUCCAGAAAUUGAGGCUCGAAGCAAGGCGCUCAAAAUCGUUGUUCGGGAGAUCGCAGCUUGUUCCGUAUUAUAUCCUGUCAUGGAGAUGGUGUCGGACCCCGACUUUUGGAAUCGGGCCAUUGACCAAAUUGCGGGUGCUGCAAUUCAUCAGCAAAAACUGAUCACCAAAGUGCGCAAUGUUUUGGAAGCACAGUCGCCGCGACGGCAGCAUCACUACUCUUCCGCUCCUUUAAGCUCUGCGCCCAACGAGCUGAUUACCAUUCGUACUGAUCCACAUCAAUUUGAAUCAUUCCUGCGCAGUAUCAGUCGUUUCUCUUCCUUGCUCGAUGCACGGAGGCUGAAAAAUGACGUUGUUGGUGAGAUCAGGCGGACAAGGAUGCUGCUUGCGAAUCAUGAAAAGGAUGAUUGGAUCAAUGGAGAGAAAACAGAAGACGUUGUUGCCUUCCUAGACCGACUUUAUACGGCCAAGCGUAAAGUCGAAGAACGUAUCGUAGUCCUUGGUGGACAGGAAGAUUCUCACAAGUCUUCAUACCAUGAGACAGGUUCCAAGUCGGGACUGACUUUACGAGAUAUUCUUCGAAACCCAAGUUCGCUUUCGUAUCUCAUGGAAUUUAUGGACCGAAGGCAUCGAUCUCUUUUGGUUCAGUUCUGGUUGACAGUAGAGAGUUUCAAGAACCCUCUUGAAUCCGUUGAUUCAGACUCAGAAAAUGAAGACAAUGAAGCAAUACAAGAUCCCACCACUGGCGUCACUGUGAAAGAAGAUAUUUCCAUGAUCUACGAGCUCUAUUUCUCCAGUCCUACGCCACCCCCCGCCCUAUCUUGUAUUUCUCAAAAGAAUGCGGACAUAAUUCGCGAUUUCGCCCGAAACGAAGUUACUCCUUCGCUUGCGAGUCAAAAGAGAGUGCGCCGCAGUGUAAUGACAGCUCAGAAACAAGUAGAAGUGGAGAUGGAGCAGGAUUUCGAGGAUUUCGAACGAACGGAGUUAUGGUUCCGCGUGAUCGAGGACGCCGACCCUUCUAUAAAAAAGGUGCCGAUCGAGGAAUCUCCCCAAGAUCAAUACACUUCAGUUAAUAAUUCGACGAAUCAGCUACCCUCCCAAUUCAGAACUGGCUUAGGCCAUGUGCCCCCUUUCUUACAGCGUUCAGAGUCCUCGCCUGGAUAUCUCAUGCGACGUUCAGCAAACUCAGGCUCGGUGAGCUCUCCACGCAGUAGGCCUAGUCCUCCACCACCUCUUCGCCCGCCACCAUCAAACAUUGAGGUUUUAAUGUCUCCCAUUAUCGAUUCCUCGGAACAUAACCGUGCACCACUGUUUGAUGGUCCCGACGACCAGGAGCAAAAGGCGGAGGAAAAGAGGAUGGACGCCAUUCAGGCCGCUCUCACAGACAUCAUCGCCCUUGAGGGUGAUUCAGAAAAAUCUCCUAAUGUGGGACAUCAGGAUGAUGCAUCAAGUUAUCGAAGUAUACAUUCGUCAACUAAGCAGAAGCGAAGGGCAGUAUUUGAUGAUUAUGACGAACUAGAUGAAGCCGAGGAUGACCAGCAUGAUGACCCUCGUGGUGUUCAUCGAUCGUUUCAGCUUGCCGCCCCUGGGGACCUUCAGCUUUCUUACGAAAUUUCUCGCCUGGGAGACAAAAUUACCAGCCUUCAAGCGCAGGAUACUAUGCUUGACAACCUUAUCAAGAAGGCCGAGCUGACCGGGGACACCCAAGAGUUGAGACUUCUUAUGAAGUCAAAGUCUGCAAUGAAUCGGGAACUUCGGGAGCUCCAGUUCCAGAAGUCUCAGUACGAGCAGCAGGAGUCAGCAAACCGUCUUCUCUCUGACCGUACGAAGGUCUCGAUCGUGAGCUCUACGACUGGAGAGGAGGGCGGGAAGGUGGUAGUGCGCUAUCUUGUAGAAGUUCAACAACUUGCUCCUGACGGGACCUUCGCUUCCGGAUGGGUUGUUGCGCGCCGUUAUAACGAAUUCUUGAACAUGCACAACAAGCUCCGAGAAAGGUAUGCCUUAAUCAGGAAUCUGGAUUUCCCCGGAAAAUUGGUCCCUGCUUUGAGCGGUCACUUUAUGGAUGCUAGACGAACUAGUUUGGAGAAGUACCUUCAGAAUGUUGUUGCUAUAUCUAUCAUUUGUGAGAGCGAUGAACUGAAAUCAUUUUUAUCUCGCGAUUCACCGUUUGUGGCAUCCCAAACUCAACCCUCUUCGAAGCCUCAGGCCUUUUCUGGAACUGCGCUCGUUCGCAAUGUUUAUCGUUCCGUCGCAGAGAGCAUUGACGAUAUGUUUUUUGGACCAUCUAUGCUUGACGUCAUGAUUCAGCGUCUUACCCGUCAAGCGGCUGAAUUUGUUGGUAUUGUUGGUUCCGGAGUUAACGACGAAGAGCUGGUUGCUCAGGCGUUGGACGCCGCGGGAAAGAGUUCUUCCGAAGCUACGCUUUCACGACUGUCGGCGGAUCUCAAACCUUUAGAUGGCGAAAGCAGCACUUCAACCUUUACAGCACCUAUCUGUGAUUUAAUCCUUGCGAUAUUCGAGCUGAACAAACAGAACAACUGGCUUCGUCGGCAAGCUAUCGUCAUAAUUCUCCAGCAGGUCUUAGGGGGGACCAUUGAGAGAAAAAUACGGGAAACGUUUAAGUCACUUUUGGGGGAAGCUCGUCUCAUGUCUUUCAUCAAUACCUUUCGAGAUGGCUUGUGGCCUGGCGGCAAGUUAAAAACUCCGGGCAUACCGCGAACAUCAGAAGAAAAACUGAGAACUCGAGAUGAGGCAAAUCGCAAACUGUCUGCCCUUUUUCCUGAUCUUGCUGCUAACAUCAUGGGACGGUCGAACGCUCGCCGCGGUGCCCGCCGGAUAUUUGCAGUCCUACAAAAUCGAAGAUUAAACCAGCAUAUAGCCUACACGGUUGUCGACGAGGUCAGUCAACUGCUCAUGUAA
This is a messenger RNA of Guyanagaster necrorhizus, 3681 nucleotides long. RefSeq lists its product as uncharacterized. Gene Ontology annotation, molecular function: phosphatidylinositol binding. The coding region runs from base 1 to 3681 and encodes 1226 amino acids. NCBI's taxonomy places the organism in Eukaryota, Fungi, Basidiomycota, Agaricomycetes, Agaricales, Physalacriaceae. Gene Ontology annotation, cellular component: intracellular membrane-bounded organelle. The record is from RefSeq and is a predicted model, not a curated record. The transcript is spliced from 8 exons.